GAGCGCAGGCGAGGAGGCUGGGGGAGGGGGCGCGGUGGGAGGAGGAAUCGAGAAGACAAAAGCGGAAAGCGAGCAGGGCCUGGGCCGCACACACCGGCCCGCUGCUGUCCGUGCCGCAGGGCACCGGCCAUCCCGGUCGGCGGGCGGCAUGGGGAAGGGGGGGAACCAGGGCGAGGGGGCCACGGAGCGCGAGGCGCCGAUGGCCACCUUCAGCUGGGAGGAGAUUCAGAAGCACAACCAGCGCACGGACAAGUGGCUGGUCAUCGACCGCAAGGUCUACAACAUCACCAAGUGGUCCAGCCGGCACCCGGGGGGCCACCGGGUCAUCGGGCACUACGCGGGAGAGGAUGCCACGGAUGCCUUCCGAGCCUUCCACACCAACCUUGAUUUUGUGCGCAAGUUCAUGAAGCCCCUGCUGAUUGGCGAGCUGGCCCCAGAGGAGCCCAGCCAGGACCGCGGCAAGAAUUCUCAGAUCAUCGAGGACUUCCGGGCCCUGAAGAAGACUGCUGAGGACAUGAACCUGUUCAAAACCAACCACCUGUUCUUCCUCCUCCUCCUGGCCCACAUCAUCGCCAUGGAGAGCAUUGCGUGGUUCACCAUCUUUUACUUUGGCAAUGGCUGGAUUCCUACUGUCAUCACAGCCUUUGUCCUUGCUACCUCUCAGGCCCAAGCCGGAUGGCUGCAGCACGAUUAUGGCCACCUUUCUGUCUACAAAAAGUCCACGUGGAACCACAUUGUCCACAAGUUCAUCAUUGGCCACUUAAAGGGUGCCUCCGCCAACUGGUGGAACCAUCGCCACUUCCAGCAUCAUGCCAAGCCCAACAUCUUCCACAAGGAUCCAGAUGUGAACAUGCUACAUGUGUUUGUCCUGGGCAAAUGGCAGCCCAUUGAGUACGGCAAGAAGAAGCUGAAAUACCUGCCCUACAACCGCCAGCACGAGUACUUCUUCCUGAUUGGGCCACCGUUGCUCAUUCCCAUGUAUUUCCAGUAUCAGAUCAUCAUGACCAUGAUCGUUCGCAAAGACUGGGUGGACCUGGCCUGGGCCAUCAGCUACUACACCCGUUUCUUCAUCACCUACAUCCCUUUCUAUGGCGUGCUGGGAGCCCUCCUUUUCCUCAACUUCAUCAGGUUCGUGGAGAGCCACUGGUUUGUGUGGGUCACGCAGAUGAAUCACAUCGUCAUGGAGAUCGACCGCGAGCCCUACCGUGACUGGUUCAGCAGCCAGCUGGCAGCCACCUGCAACGUGAAGCAAUCCUUCUUCAACGACUGGUUCAGUGGACACCUCAACUUCCAGAUCGAGCACCACCUCUUCCCCACCAUGCCCCGGCACAACUUGCACAAGGUUGCCCCGCUGGUGAAGUCUCUGUGCGCCAAGCACGGCAUCGAGUACCAGGAGAAGCCACUGCUGAGGGCCCUGCGGGACAUCAUCAGGUCCUUGAAGAACUCUGGGGAGCUGUGGCUGGACGCCUACCUCCACAAAUGAAGCCUCCGCCCUUGGGGCACCCGUGGGCUAGGGGCACAGGUGGGGAUGGUAGCCAGAGGGGAGGGUGGGCUUUUGUUUGGGGGGGUACCUGAGAGGCGGGGGCACACGCCGGCUCAUGGACCCCAGGUUUGGUCUUUCUCUCUCCUCUCCUUUUAGCCUUCACUUCUCCCCCCAGCACUGUGUCCUCCUGGGCCUGCCUUCUGUCAGCCCCAGGUCUCUCCCCACCGCUUCCCAAGGAGCAGAGAGAGGUGGCCGCAGGCAGUGGCUCUGUCCCCACCUCCACUCUCGACCCCUAGCGAUCUGAGACCAGAGGUCCACGGGUCUGGCCUGAGACUCCCCUCUUUGUGGCCUGGCCACUAGGCCUCACACUCCCCCCUUUGUCCCUCAGACACUCUUGGGGUCCAUGGGGCAGGGUCCUAGUCAGGCAAGCCUCCUGACCCUCCGGGCCUGGCUCCACGCCGCCAGUGGCCUGCCCUGUGUAGGGUGGGGUGCCUUGUGCUCUGGGUCUCUUUUCCAUGGCUGGGAUCAGUACCUGGGGCCUCCGUUUAGAUGUCCUGGGCCCUGGGCCCACAGCACAGACAGCUGAGACCUUGGAGCCCAGGGAGUGUCCUCCUCUGCCCCCCUCCCUGCAACUGGAGGUCUCAGAGCCAGAGCCUGUGGUCUUGGGGCCAAAGAGGGAGUACUUUGGGUGGGCUCAGCAGAGGCCAGGUUGGGGGAGGGGCUGGGUGGCGUGGAGGCUCAGCUCCAUCCCCUGCCUUAUUCAGAUGUUUGUCCUAGUUGGAAGAUUGAAGGUUCUGGACCCUUCUCCAAAAUGCUCCGUUACUUGCUGGGCAGGGCCAGCCAGUCCCUGGCCUCUUGGCUCAAGAGGCCAUGGGUGUUGCAGGCUGCAGGCAGGCACCCGAGCCAGGGAGGUCUUGCUGCAGCCCUUGCCCAUACUGGGGCUGCCAGUGUAGACAGCUCCAUCGCACCAUCCCCGGCUCCCUCUCCAGUCUUUACUCGUACUGUUUUUUAACCUUUUGCUACAGAAUACAUUCUUAUAGGAGGGUGGCAGCGGGGCUGGGCCUUGACAAUCUGCCUUACCACAUGCCCCAUGCCAGCCCCCCCAAGCCCCCGUGGGCUGAGCCAGAUUUAUUCACCAUGCUACAGUCGGGAGGAGGCAACUCUGGGGUGCCAGGGCAAAGUGGGAGCUGGGAAGAGGAGGAGGUCAGGGCUGGGGGUGAGGGUGGCUGAAGGGAUGAGCGAGGGGGGAGGGGGGAGGCUGCCGCUACCCAGAGGGACCCACAGCUGCUGCAUUCCGAAAUCUAACCCACUAACCAAUGUUUAGCUUCGGGGAGGGGCGAGGCAUAUCCGACUCAGAGUAGGGGCCUUUGGGGAGGGCUCCCAGUCCCCCCAGCCCUGGCCAGCCAGGAGGAACCAGCAUCCGACAUUGACAGGCUUCCGAGUUGCCAUGGCAACAGGGGCACCUGGGCCUAGCCAGCUACUGUAUGCUCCCCCAGAGUCAGGAUGAAUCCAUAGAAGACUGACUUUAAUUUUUAUCGUGUUAUUUCCCCACCCCUACAUUUUUUUGGAAAUAAAAGAAGUAAUUUUAUUCUCA
Galeopterus variegatus (Sunda flying lemur) is the source of this 3077-nucleotide messenger RNA. It is a transcript of the gene FADS2, whose product is annotated as fatty acid desaturase 2. Lineage: Eukaryota; Metazoa; Chordata; Mammalia; Dermoptera; Cynocephalidae. The coding region runs from base 149 to 1483 and encodes 444 amino acids. Gene Ontology annotation, molecular function: oxidoreductase activity, acting on paired donors, with oxidation of a pair of donors resulting in the reduction of molecular oxygen to two molecules of water. The transcript is spliced from 12 exons. Gene Ontology annotation, cellular component: membrane. The record is from RefSeq and is a predicted model, not a curated record. Gene Ontology annotation, biological process: lipid metabolic process.